UCCCUAACUAACUAUAUAUAUCUCUUUUCAUACUGUUUCUUUUCUUCCAACCAUUGUUCAAAAUACAUCUUACAAAUCAACAAAUUGCAACUUCUUUCCACUUUCAGCAAGGAUGGAAUUGGAAUCUGUGACUUCAAUGUUAGGAGAUUGGAACUCCUUCAAUGGAGUAAAUGUCGGUGAUGAGGCUUAUUUUAUGUCACAAUUGCUUGAUAAGUUUUCAGUUCCAAACGAAUCACAGAAUUCUUCUCCCUUUGAAGUUUCUUCUACAUUUUGGCCUAAUUAUGAGGUUGAUCAUGAAACUUGGGUCCAUUUGCCACAAGAUAAUGAUUUGUCUGCAAGCUCUAAGAAGCGUUCUAGUAGCAUGGCUGAUGUGUAUGAGAACGUGGAAAAGAGAAAGUGUAGAAAAAGUCAGAAGCUUGUUUCUAAUAACAACAAAGAUGAAGGUGACAAUGAUGCAGUUUUUGGACAAACUAUGAAAAUAUAUGGAUCUGAUGAAGACUCAAAUUGGUCUCAAGAUUCAAUAAGUCCAAGGCCAAAACAGGUACAAAUUUUGAAGACAAGAGCAAGUAGAGGGACAGCAACUGAUCCACAAAGUGUCUAUGCACGGAAAAGAAGAGAAAGAAUUAACGAACGUUUAAGAAUAUUACAAAAUCUUGUUCCUAAUGGUACAAAGGUUGAUAUAAGCACAAUGCUUGAAGAGGCUGUUGAGUAUGUGAAGUUUUUGCAGCUUCAAAUCAAGUUGUUGAGCUCUGAUGAUAUGUGGAUGUAUGCUCCUAUUGCAUACAAUGGAAUGGACAUUGGGCUUGACUUAAAAACGAUCUCAUCUUUAUCACCAAGUUGAGUGCAAAAGUUGCAAUAUUAAAGUUUGUUAAGUUUCUCUGGAAUAAGGGGUAGUAUAUAUAUUUUUAGUUUAGAAAAUAUAAAGAAUAAAAAUCGAUCAGAAGAAGCUUUUAUGCUCAUUAUUGCUUCAUUAUGUACAUUCAUGUAAA
Messenger RNA from Lactuca sativa (garden lettuce), 989 nucleotides. RefSeq names its product transcription factor bHLH84. Gene Ontology annotation, biological process: regulation of transcription by RNA polymerase II. NCBI's taxonomy places the organism in Eukaryota, Viridiplantae, Streptophyta, Magnoliopsida, Asterales, Asteraceae. Gene Ontology annotation, cellular component: nucleus. The record is from RefSeq and is a predicted model, not a curated record. Gene Ontology annotation, molecular function: protein dimerization activity; RNA polymerase II cis-regulatory region sequence-specific DNA binding; DNA-binding transcription factor activity, RNA polymerase II-specific.